Aureobasidium musti is the source of this 555-nucleotide messenger RNA. The record is from the annotation of a GenBank genome assembly. Lineage: Eukaryota; Fungi; Ascomycota; Dothideomycetes; Dothideales; Saccotheciaceae.
AUGGCUGAUCCAUCGAUCUACACAUAUCCAUCUCCUCUGGAAGGUUAUGAGAACCUCCCAUCUCUUCCAGACGAAAAGAACGCAGAUGGCAAGUCUUAUGUGAACCCACCAGCAACCAGACCCAGCCCAGCAUACGAAUCUUUUGUCUCGCCUAUCACAAAUGACGAGCGCGGCGGUUUUGAUGUCCACAUAUACUUCCAGCAAAACAUAGAAUCUGAGGUCAAGUUUGCGACCGAAUUGUGGGAGCGCAUUCGAAGAGAAUUCCCUGAGCUGCGUGUUUACAGACUAUGGGACAAGCCAGUUGGCCCGCAUCCCAUUGCCAUGUUCGAAGUCAACUUGUUUACGCCAGCUCAAUUUGGUGCCUUCAUCCCAUGGCUGGUUAUCAAUCGUGGGCCCUUGUCAGCACUGUUGCAUCCAAACACUGGCGACGAUAUUCGAGACCACACGCAACGUGCUACUUGGCUUGGGCAGCCUUUCCCACUUCAGGUUGGUCUGCUCAGGAAGAUGCUGCAGAAGAGAGCUGAAGAGGCUCAAAACGGCCAGAAGACGAAUUAA